Molecule: messenger RNA, 2179 nt
Organism: Clunio marinus
Lineage: Eukaryota; Metazoa; Arthropoda; Insecta; Diptera; Chironomidae
Source: the annotation of a GenBank genome assembly
AUGCCUGCUCUACCUUCAUCUCUAGUCACGUCACUUUUAUAUGGAUUUAGUUUGCUACUGACUCUUUUGAAUGGCACACAUGCUGGAACACACGAGAAGCGAUUAUUGCAUCAUUUAUUGGAUAAUUAUAAUGUUUUGGAGCGUCCGGUGGCUAAUGAAUCGGAUCCUCUUCAGUUGAGCUUUGGACUAACGCUUAUGCAAAUUAUUGAUGUCGACGAGAAGAAUCAACUACUCAUCACCAAUAUUUGGCUUAAGUUGGAAUGGAAUGACAUGAAUUUGAGAUGGAAUUCAUCAGAGUAUGGCGGUGUAAAGGAUUUGAGAAUACCUCCACAUCGACUGUGGAAGCCAGAUGUGCUUAUGUACAAUAGUGCUGACGAAGGUUUUGACGGUACAUAUCCGACGAAUGUGGUCGUACGAAGCAAUGGAUCGUGUUUAUAUGUGCCACCCGGAAUUUUUAAAUCCACAUGUAAAAUCGACAUAACAUGGUUUCCUUUCGACGAUCAACGAUGCGAAAUGAAAUUUGGAUCAUGGACUUAUGAUGGAUUUCAGCUUGAUGUCCAAUUACAAGAUGAAGCUGGUGGUGAUAUUAGCAGUUUUAUAACAAAUGGAGAAUGGGAUCUUUUGGGAGUGCCUGGACAAAGAAAUGAAAUCUAUUAUAAUUGCUGCCCCGAGCCCUACAUUGAUAUAACGUUUGCGAUAUUGAUCAGGAGAAAGACGUUGUAUUACUUUUUCAAUUUAAUUGUGCCAUGUGUCUUGAUAGCGUCAAUGGCUUUAUUAGGCUUCACGCUUCCUCCAGAUUCCGGCGAAAAGUUGUCUUUAGGAGUUACCAUACUUUUGUCUCUCACCGUCUUCCUAAACAUGGUGGCUGAAACAAUGCCGGCCACUUCAGACGCUGUGCCUCUUUUAGGAACUUAUUUCAAUUGUAUCAUGUUUAUGGUUGCAUCGUCGGUCGUCAGUACGAUAUUAAUCUUAAACUAUCAUCACCGAAAUGCCGAUACGCAUGAAAUGUCUGAGUGGAUUCGAGUGGUGUUCCUCUACUGGCUUCCAUGUUUAUUGCGAAUGUCUCGUCCGGGACAGGAGUCAUACGAAUGCGCACCCAUCCCAGGAGUUGGUGGUAACAGCGAAAAAGCAAAACAAUUGAACGAUGUUGAACUAAGAGAAAGGUCAUCGAAAUCAUUGCUAGCAAAUGUGCUCGAUAUCGACGAUGAUUUUCGAUGCAACCAUCGAUGUAAUACGUUACCGCAUAACCCAACAUAUUAUCGAACUGUUUAUCGGCAAGGCGAUGAUGGAAGUAUUGGACCUGUGGGCGGAGGACCAGGACGCAUACACGAAACCGUCUCGCACACAUGCCUCAGUUCAUCGGCAGAAUAUGAAUUAGCACUGAUAUUAAAAGAACUACGAGUUAUAACAGACACGCUGCGGAAAGAAGACGAAACGAGUGAAAUAACAAAAGACUGGAAGUUCGCUGCGAUGGUUGUUGACCGCUUGUGCCUUAUCAUAUUCACAUUGUUUACAAUAAUUUCAACCGUAGCUGUUUUAUUCAGUGCACCAAACUUCCUUCUAUAACCGCUGACGUUAAUAUUCCAUUUAAAGUCAAGUCAACGUUAUUACAUCAUAACAAUAAUAAGAAUAAUAAAGAUUAAUGAUCAAUAAUUGAAUUAAAUCGACAUAAGAAGAAACACAGCGAGCGAGUGAAGGAAGAAAAGAAAAAAAUGAAAGAAAGAAAAAUAUUUAAAAUGAAAAUAAGCACACGGGAAAUGAAAUAGAACAAACAAUUUUCUUUCUAUUUUCCAAACAUUUUCCUACAAUCGAUAAAGUUUGAAUCGUUCGAUUUCAAGAACUGAAGAAAAUCAUUAUCGGUUUGGAAAAUAUUUAUGUUGACGAUGUAAAAGGAAGAAAGCGAGUAGAUGAAGCAGAAAGAUAAAAUCAUUAAAUUCCAAUACAACAAUCAGGAAUAAAAUGAAAUUUUCAUGCACAGCGAGUGCAUUUAAACCGAUGCUGUUUCCAUUCCUAAAAUAAAAAUUCCUUCCUUCAUUUUACCACCACUCGCUCGCAAUUAACGUGAAAACACAGGAAUCAGCGCCGUGUUGCGGUUAAUGGCGCACAAAACAUUACAAAGCAUUAAGAAAAGAAUUCAAAAGUGUUCAGUAUGUAAUAAAAAUUUCCUGAAAUAAUUCCU